CCCUCAUCCUCUCUUCCAUUUUCUCACAUUCUUUUUUCCUCAUACAUUCCUUCGUUUAAUUUCAUCUCCUUUAAUUUCUCUCAUUUUCUUUCUUCCUUUAAUUUUAAUCUUAUUAGUUCUGCCAUGCAGGAACCAACAAUGGGAAGAGAACAGGGAGUUGAAGUUGGAGAGGACAUGCAGCUGAAAGAUUUGCCUAAUCCCUUUUUUUUUUUUUUCAUUGAAAUUCUGCUUGUAUUUGACUGUUUCCCACCAUCCUACGAACAUGUUUAUUUAUUAGAGAAUUCUUCUGCAGUUCGCCUUGCACAGAUUGCAAAAGAUGAGCUCCAAGUUGCGGUGUGCUCCCGUAGGACUAGGAGCUGGCCCAACCGGCCAUGGGGUUGGGGUGUUUGCAGUCCAUAAAAGGCAAACUGCAAAACACCAUUCUGUCCCUAUUUGCCACCAACCCACAAUAAAAGACCUGAUAUUUC
This is a messenger RNA of Rubroshorea leprosula, 467 nucleotides long. The record is from the annotation of a GenBank genome assembly. NCBI's taxonomy places the organism in Eukaryota, Viridiplantae, Streptophyta, Magnoliopsida, Malvales, Dipterocarpaceae.